UCUGGGGGAAAAGUGGAUGUAGAUGGACGCUAUGAUCAAACAACGAUUAUUGGCUCCGUGGAAAUUACGUCAUAUCGACGUCGCUCUCACAUAAUUAGACUCAAUAACAACAUUUACUUAUUGAGAGCCAGAGAUUCGCGAGGAAACAGCCGCCAUGGAGAAGCAGAGCAUCACACUGCGUGCAUUGCUGAGCACUUUGACUGCAUCAGUGCAAACAUACCAGCUCCAAGAGGCCACUGUGUACUUUGAUGCUGCCCAGAAUAAUGUAAUCCUGAAGGAAGGGUUCAUUGACACCGAAGGGGGAGCCUACGGUCACUUCAACGACACUCUGCUCCUCUCUGGAUGGGGCGUCUUGGAGAUCUGUGCAGGUCAUGGAGGAAUCACACAGGAGGAUGAGACCACCUUCUUCCUGGCCGGGUACCUGGAAGGUUACCUCACUGCUGGACAGAUGUUCAAUCACUACUCCAACAUGUACCCUCAGCUCCUCAAGGACGAGAAGGUUUUGAAUCCCCUGAAAAGGUUUUUAAGGGAGCAGGACCAGUGGGCCAGAGAGCAGGUGAAGCUGAGGAGACACAGCGACCCCUUGUGGAAGCACCUGGGACUGAUCCUGGCCCAGCUGGACGGACUCCACGCUCCAGAUACAACUCAGAUCUACAACCUGAGUGGGUACGGUGCGAUGUGGAGCCGAUACGGAGAGGACUUCUCAUACGACCUCUGCCCCCGAGCCAAAAUCCUCCGCAGGGACCAGGCCAAGGUGUCGGCCCUGAAGUCCCUCAAACACGUCAUGAGAUACAACAACUUCAGGAGAGACCCCUACGCCAAGGGCCACCCGUGUAAAACCAUCUGUUGCCGUGACGACCUGAGACCAAGGAGGCCACGGCCAGGAGGUUGCUCUGACACUAAGGUGACGGACUUCCAGAUGGCCGUGCAGCUGGCCGCGGAAGCAGUCAAUGGGCCCACGACCCAGGGACCCCCGAGAUAUGACGAUAUAGAAAAGGGCACGCUUUCCGGUGGGCAAAAUGUAAAAAAACGUGCAUAUUAAGAUAAUAUAUGUCCCUCUAAUUUGUUUAAACAUAUAAUUUAAAUAUAAGUAGAGUUUAAAUUCUCAGACAAGAUUAAGACAAUCUGAAUGACUUAAUUUCCCCAUCAUCAAAUGCAGUUGACUAGAUUUAUUAUAACGCUGAUUGAUGCCGGCCUGAGGCUUGAUCAAAUAUUUACUAAAUCAUUCAUACGUUGUCAUCCUAAUACGCAUUUUGAAUUUAAUUCAACUGAACACCAACAGAAAGAUGAUCCUGUUGGAGUCACUGCUCUCUCAUCUCUCCGUCUCCAUCACAGAGUGUUAGCAUUAUGAGUCUCUUGAUUAACAUGAGAUUAUGAA
Molecule: messenger RNA, 1378 nt
Organism: Pseudoliparis swirei
Lineage: Eukaryota; Metazoa; Chordata; Actinopteri; Perciformes; Liparidae
Gene: plbd1b
Product: phospholipase B domain containing 1b
Exons: 7
Coding region: 155-1042 (295 amino acids)
Biological process (GO): phospholipid catabolic process
Cellular component (GO): extracellular region
Molecular function (GO): glycerophospholipase activity
Source: RefSeq, a predicted model, not a curated record